AUGUCUACAAAACGUAAAAGUUAUAUGGUUAAACAAAAGCUUGAAAUUAUUUCAAAAGCAAAAGAAAUGUCUAAUAAAGCAGUAGUACAAAUAUUCGGUGUUGAUCAUUCUCAAGUAUCCAGAUGGCAAAAACAAGAAAAAAAGGAGGUGUUAAAUAAAUGGGUUGUUCAAUUACGACAAGAUAGUCUUGCAAAACUUUUGAAGCUUCAAAUUCUUGGUGCCAAGGAUUUAUGA
Racocetra persica is the source of this 234-nucleotide messenger RNA. Lineage: Eukaryota; Fungi; Glomeromycota; Glomeromycetes; Diversisporales; Gigasporaceae. The record is from the annotation of a GenBank genome assembly.